AUGUCACGGGGACUAUUGAAUAUCGCACUAGACUUAUGUUACCUUGUCUAUUCAUUACUCAGUCGCAAAAAUAGUGAUACAUAUCAACGUCUUAUAAAUGAAAUAGUAGAAUUUGCUCCAUGCUGGUUCGCUGCUUCUAUUUUACUUGAUUUCGAAAAGGCAUGUAUUAAUACAUUAGGUUAUCAGAAUCGUUUUCAAGAUGUUAAAUUUGCUCAUAAUAUUAAUAAAAUAGCUGGGUUAGCUUUUAUUCCACCUUGUGAUGUAUUACAUGCAUAUUCACGUCUUGCAUUAGAUCUUGAUGAUGAUUAUCAAGAUAUUUUGAAUUAUUUUGAAGAUACAUAUAUAGGACGACUUCGCCCUAACAAUACACGACGUCAACCAACAUUUAGUAUUGAAUUUUGGAAUAUGCAUACAAGGACAACACAGUUAUCGACGCGUACAAAUAAUUCUGUGGAAGCAUGGCAUCGUCGUAUAGGAUAUGUAUUUCAAUGCGCACAUCCUACGCUUUGGUCAUUUUUACAAAAAUUAAUUCAUGAAGAACAUGCAGCGCAUGCUGAUGUUGUUCAUAUAAAUAGUGGUGAAGCACCAAAACAUAAAAGUAAAACAAAUGAACGGUUUGAACGACGUCUUUUAAAUCUUUUAUUACAUCCACAUGAUGAUAUUCUUAUGCAACUAAAUAAUAUUGCACAUAAAAUUUGCUUAUAA
Messenger RNA from Didymodactylos carnosus, 705 nucleotides. The record is from the annotation of a GenBank genome assembly. Lineage: Eukaryota; Metazoa; Rotifera; Eurotatoria; Philodinida; Philodinidae.